GGAGGUGGCGGCGGCGGCGCGCGCUGCGGGCAGUGAGUGUGGAGGCGCGGACGCGCGGCGGAGCUCGAGCUGCUGCAGCUGCUGCAGCCGCCGGAGGAACCUUGAUCCUCGCGUUCCGGACACCCCGGCCUCGCCAUGGCUGACCAGCUGACCGAGGAGCAGAUCGCAGAGUUCAAGGAGGCCUUCUCCCUCUUCGACAAGGAUGGAGAUGGCACCAUCACCACCAAGGAGCUGGGGACGGUGAUGAGGUCCCUGGGACAGAACCCCACUGAGGCAGAGCUGCAGGACAUGAUCAACGAGGUGGACGCGGAUGGGAAUGGGACCAUUGACUUCCCGGAGUUCCUGACCAUGAUGGCCCGAAAGAUGAAGGACACGGACAGCGAGGAGGAGAUCCGAGAGGCCUUCCGGGUCUUUGACAAGGACGGCAACGGCUACAUCAGCGCAGCCGAGCUCCGCCACGUCAUGACGAACCUGGGCGAGAAGCUGACCGACGAGGAGGUGGACGAGAUGAUCAGAGAGGCCGACAUCGACGGGGACGGCCAGGUCAACUAUGAAGAGUUUGUACAGAUGAUGACGGCCAAGUGAAGGCCCCUGGGCAGCUGGUGAUGCCCGUUCUCGUGAUCUCUCUCUUCUCGCGCGCGCGCUCUCUUCAACACUCCCCUGCGUUCCCCGGUUCUAGCAAACACCAGUUGAUUGACUGAGAAUCUGAUAAAGCAACAAAAGAUUUGUCCCAA
Messenger RNA from Suricata suricatta (meerkat), 734 nucleotides. RefSeq names its product calmodulin 3 (gene CALM3). Bases 136 to 585 code for a protein of 149 amino acids. Gene Ontology annotation, molecular function: calcium ion binding. The record is from RefSeq and is a predicted model, not a curated record. NCBI's taxonomy places the organism in Eukaryota, Metazoa, Chordata, Mammalia, Carnivora, Herpestidae. The transcript is spliced from 6 exons.